GAGCUAUGAUUCCCUAAGAAAGGGGAGAGGCAGGACAAGAACGUUUCUCCCUCCUCCUUCCCUUUCCCUCCCCCUCCCUAGUAAUUCACCAUUUUACACUCCUCUUUCCCAGCCUCAAUACAGCGCUACUGGCUCUUUUUAGGGAUCCCAGGAAAAAAGCGAAGCAGGAUUGAUCCCCAUCCGGAUAGAGGUGUCCGAGCUCUAGCGAUUUAGCGGCCCAGCGCUGUGGAGAGCGCAACACAGAGCGAUCUAUCCGAGGAGCAGCCACUCGAGGAGAAAGGAAGCCUGGGCGCGAGGAGGGGAGCGAUCUGUAGUCACUGGCCACAAUCAGGGAUUCAUUGGCGCUGCUGGGAGACGAGGCGAUUUCCUUGCGAGCAAAUCGCAUGUUGGAAGCAAAAAGCGAUCAGUAGAGCAGGACGGGACUCGGAGGAGGAGAGUUCUAUGAAGGACAGGGGGAGUUGUACAAGGAGACACAGCUGAGGGGACAACUGAGAAACACAUAAAAACAGCAGAGCGAUCCCUCGCUGCUGCUCAGAUGGAUGAACAAGGAAGGCUGAUGCAGGCCAGGGGGGUGGGGAUUCCAGGUCUCCCCAUCCAUGGGGGACCCCAAACUCUGACUCCUCAUCCUAUGCACGAGCCCCCGACGGACAAUGGGGAGCCCAGGAAGCAGGAUAUCGGCGACAUAUUGCAACAGAUCAUGACUAUCACUGACCAGAGCCUUGACGAAGCCCAAGCAAAGAAACAUGCUUUAAACUGCCACAGGAUGAAACCUGCACUUUUCAGCGUUCUUUGUGAAAUUAAAGAGAAAACCGGAUUGAGUAUUCGUAACUCCCAAGAGGAAGAGCCUGUUGACCCUCAGCUAAUGCGCUUAGACAACAUGCUACUAGCAGAAGGUGUCGCAGGACCAGAGAAAGGUGGUGGAUCAGCGGCAGCUGCUGCAGCAGCAGCUGCUUCAGGUGGAGUCUCUCCUGAUAAUUCCAUUGAGCACUCAGAUUACAGAAACAAACUUUCCCAAAUCCGACAGAUUUAUCAUGCUGAACUGGAGAAGUACGAGCAGGCCUGUAAUGAGUUCACAACCCAUGUAAUGAACCUCCUGAGAGAGCAGAGCCGAACCAGACCUAUCUCACCAAAGGAAAUUGAGCGAAUGGUUGGGAUCAUUCACCGAAAAUUUAGCUCCAUUCAGAUGCAGCUCAAGCAGAGCACCUGUGAGGCCGUCAUGAUCCUUCGCUCCCGAUUUCUGGAUGCACGGAGGAAGAGAAGAAAUUUCAGUAAACAAGCUACUGAAGUCUUGAAUGAAUAUUUCUACUCACAUCUGAGUAACCCAUACCCUAGUGAGGAGGCAAAGGAGGAGCUGGCAAAGAAGUGCAGCAUAACGGUGUCACAGGUUUCAAACUGGUUUGGAAACAAGAGAAUUCGGUACAAGAAGAACAUUGGAAAGUUCCAGGAAGAGGCAAAUAUCUAUGCUGUGAAGACGGCUGUUAGUGUGACACAGGGAGGACACAGCGGGGCCAAUUCACCAACAACCCCUACCUCUGCAGGUUCUGGUGGUUCAUUCAACCUCUCUGGAUCUAAUGAUAUGUUCAUGGCGAUGCAGGGCUUAAAUGGGGAUUCUUAUCCCCCUUCACAGGUGGAGUCCUUGCGCCACACGAUGGGCCCUGGCUACAGUGAUAGUUUGUCAGCAAAUCAGAUGUACAGCCCGCGGGAGAUCCGGGCAAAUGGAGGGUGGCAAGAAGCUGUCACCCCUUCGUCUGUCACCUCGCCCACAGAAGGACCUGGCAGUGUCCACUCUGACACCUCGAACUGAGCUCUUUAUUCUCUGUGCUCCAUCUGUCUACCAAACCAGGCUCUUUACAUGGACUAAACCCCUUCCUCGACUAACUCCCAUACUCUGGAACUAUCAGGGAGAAGGAUUGUGGAAGUCCACUCUCCCCUUACCACCCUCUCUUCCCUCAAACUGAUCCUUUUAAAAAGCCCUUGGUUCUUCCAUCUUUUGGAAUGGCUGACAAAUGGACAGUAAAGGUCUGCAUUUUUUUUUUUAAAGAAAAUAAUGGGUUGAGGGCAUAACACCCUAUCCCUGUUUUAAGGGCAGAGACUAUUGCCCAAAUACUCCCAACCAAAGGAUAGUAAUUGACCACCAUCAAGAAAAAAUCCAAAUGAAUAUCUUGUAAAGUUCAAGAUGGAUGCCUAAAGUGGUAUUUUCUAUAUGGAACCAAGGAAGAAGAUAAUCAUUCUGCUCACUAGAGAAAAAAGUGGCUUGCCCAUAAGCGAUUAUCCUUUAGCACAAUAAGAAUCAUAUGUGAUGACAUGGAUAUGCUUGAAGGAGAAAAAAUAUAAAAUACAGAAUUAACAGGGAAUAAUAAAUAAACCUUAUUUCGCAUUAAGGGGGUGGCUUUGAAAACACUUUCUGUUUGUAGAACAGGGGAAGAAGAGAGGGAGAGUGUUUUGAGAGGUGUGAAGAGGACAUAUGUUAAAAGGAGGGGCAAGCUAGGCAGCAGAAAAAAAGGAAAUGGGGGAUCCAGGGAAAAGAAGGAGGAGAGAAAAGGAAAGAAUGUAAAAGCCAAAAUGAAGAGCUACAAAUAAGAGGAACUGUAAAAGUCAAUGAAAGCCCAAAUCUCCUCACCCACCAGAGUCCACCCAAAAUCCUUUGAGGCUCAGCCAAUCAAAGAACAGCGUUAUUACCUCAUAGCGGCUCACAUAACCAAUAGAGAAGACUCUUUUCUUUGUCUUUUUUCCUUUCUUUUACUGAGUUUUCUUUUUGUUCACGCGUUCACAAGUUUGACUACCUCCAAAGGGAAAAUAAAAUAUAUAUAAAUAUAUAUUAAAAAAAACUUUCUCUCACUCCUGCACGGGGGCGCAGCAAAAUGUGUGGGGAAUUUUUCUCUAACUUGAUCUGCUUCCCCCUUCACUCCCCUUUUUUCUUUUGGGAAGUUGGGUUAUGAAUAGGGUUGGUUUUUAGAGUUUUGUGUUUAGGGAAGUCUUCUAAGGGGGCAUUUUUAUUCUUAUUUUAUGUUUGGUGUGUGUUGUUGGAGAGGAAGUUACAGAAAUGAAGUAGCAAGGCUGUGUGGGUAACGCUCCGUGUCUAACCAAUACAAUCCAGCAUUUGGUGCACCCCUUAAAUUUUAUACCAUUAAAUAUUGUUUAUACGUCAUAGAAAUUUGCAACAUAUACCAUUCUUAUUCAGGAACAUGUGUAUUUAUAUAUACAUAUAUACUGUAUGUGCUUUUAUACAAACACCACAAAUCUAAAUUAAUAAAUUCUUUGGUAUUUGUAUCUAUGCGGAGGCAGUACCAUGCCGAUGUAUAAAUUUAUUAAAGGACAGCUUUGAAUGAAAUCCUCACACUUUAGGGUAAGGGCACACGGGGAGAUAAGUCGCCCCGGUGACAAAUCUCCUCUUCGUUGGGGCGACAAUCUGUCUGAACUGCCUUCCCACCGACUAUAAUGAAAAAUCACCAGUGGGAUCGCACUUGCGGCACUUCAUUUUACGAAGUCGGGUGAAGUUUCCUCGUGAGGCGACUUCGGAAAGCGAAGCGAUGCGAGUGCCAUCCCGCUGCCGAUUUUUCAUUAUAGCCGGUGGGAAUGUAGGGGAAGGCAGUUCAGGGAGAUUGUUGCCCUGAUGAAGAGAUGAUUUGUCGCCGGGGCCCGUGUGCCCUUACACUUACUGGUCUUUAGUAGGGUCAUUCUGCAGUCGCGGUUUAGCGCAGGAAUAUAAUCCCAUGUACAUGCACAGACUUGUUCCACAUCUAAAAGUUGUAUCAUUUUUUUGUCUGAUAUACACAUUUAUUAUUUAUCAUGCAUCAAAGCUGAUUUGCAUAUUACAGGUUGCCUAAAUAAUUAACAUGUAUCAGCCAUCAAUAUAUCGACUCCUUGACCACAUGGGUCAUAUUCACACAAAAAAAAAAAUUAAGGUUUAGAUAUAGGUCAAAGAAUCCUUAAACAUCAGUGGUGGUCUCAGAAUCUAGCUAAAUCUGAAUUUAGAGAGUGUCUUCUAUUUAUAGGGAUGCACCUUUAUUUGUUUCUCUAAACUCAAGUGUAUGUUUGAAUUUUAAAGAUAAUGAGCACACAUGUUAUAGUCUGAACAGACUUGCCCAACAUUCAUUUGUAUGUGCACCCAAAUCCACUAGAAAUAUUUUGGGUAUUGGUACUGGAUAUUUUGAAAGACCUGUUUGGCUGAUGAUCGCGUAUGUUAACAAAUGCAGCUAAUGGCAGAGCAGCCUGCUACAAUAGUCACUCUGAUCUAUUUGUUUGUUUGGAUUGCUUUAUAUAAAGCCAGUUUAACUCUCAGUGUAAGUGAAACACUAAACUGACCACUGAUGUUAUCUGGCUGCAUUUGCUUUUUUGUGCCCAUCUGAGGACUUAUGAAAUAUAAGGGAAAACACAUUGAUUGUUGGAUAUUUAUAAAUGUCUAUGAUUUAGGCACACUUGAGCGCCCAGCCUUCCUCUUCUGAUCUAGCGGCCUGGCCCUGAAUGCUAGACUUUACUGAGAUGUGUGAGAUUAAGCAAGACCUUUUCAUAUGUGUAUAUUAUACUUUUUGUUUUUUUUUUUUGUUUUUUUCUCUGCCCCAUUUAGUUGAGGGAAACCUGUUUAUGAACUGUUAUUUUGGGGUUCUUAGAAUCAUUAUUUUUCUUUCACAAUUAUUAAAAUGAAUCACUGACAAACCA
This is a messenger RNA of Xenopus laevis (African clawed frog), 4659 nucleotides long. RefSeq names its product pre-B-cell leukemia homeobox 2 L homeolog (gene pbx2.L). The transcript is spliced from 9 exons. The coding region runs from base 536 to 1804 and encodes 422 amino acids. Lineage: Eukaryota; Metazoa; Chordata; Amphibia; Anura; Pipidae. Gene Ontology annotation, biological process: regulation of transcription by RNA polymerase II; animal organ development; regulation of DNA-templated transcription. The record is from RefSeq and is a predicted model, not a curated record. Gene Ontology annotation, cellular component: nucleus. Gene Ontology annotation, molecular function: DNA-binding transcription factor activity, RNA polymerase II-specific; DNA binding; DNA-binding transcription factor activity.